UAAACGUCUUUGAAACACUUGGGAAUAAUACAUUCUGAAUAAGUUAUUGGGAGGAUUAGUAAUUCUCAACUUAGAACCAUGUCUGGCGGUACUGGGGGAAUCCGCAAGCUGGCGGACAAGCUCUUCACACCCAAUGAAAUUCGCCGCUUUCAGGCCUACAAGAGUCGCUUUAGCCAAAAGUAUCUAAGUUUGGAGGGCUUAAAGUCAAACUUUAAGAAACCAGAUCUGGGAAAACUAUUGAAUUAUCGCGUGUUUUCGACCCAAAAAGAAGGUUCCCACGAAGAGCCCAAAGCCAAGCCAGAUGAAUGCGAUCCCAGUUGGGAUGAACUAUUUCCCAGGGGGCCGCCUUAUGAGCCCCGCAACACCCACUACUGGUAUCCAGAUGCCGAGUAUCUCAACGAAUUCAAAAACAUUGUGAUGUAUCCCACCGGUGAUCAGUGGAAGCAGCGACCAAAGAUGACCGGGAAACAGAUACCUCCAGUAGAUCGUACCUUUCGCACCAAGUUCAUUAACUUUGGACCCGCCCAUCCGGCUGCCCAUGGAGUACUCCGCAUGAUCCUGGAGCUGGACAACGAGACGGUAUUGUCCGCUGAUCCGCACAUUGGCCUGCUGCAUCGCGGCACCGAAAAGCUGAUCGAGUACAAGACCUAUGUCCAGGCUCUGCCCUAUUUCGAUCGCCUGGACUAUGUCUCCUGCAUGGCCAAUGAGUUGGCCUAUGCCCUGGCCGUCGAGAAACUGCUGAAUGUGGAGGUUCCGCGGCGGGCCAAGUACAUACGCACCAUGUUCUCGGAGAUCAUGCGGCUGACCAAUCACACCAUGGCCAUAGCCUCCUCCGUUUUGGACUGCGGAGCCAUCACACCGCUCUUUUGGCUCUUCGAGGAGCGUGAGAAGCUGUACGAGUUCUCGGAGAGAGCCUCGGGGGCGCGGCUGCAUGCCGCCUACAUACGGCCAGGGGGCGUGGCCUCGGAUAUUCCGCUGGGCUUCUGCGAUGAUCUGUACCAGUUUUGCCAGCAAUUUGGCGAUCGCCUGGACGAGGUGGAGGACGUGGUGACCGAUAAUCGUAUCUGGCGAAUGCGUAACAUUGGCAUUGGAACAAUCUCUGCCCACGAUGCCCUCAACUGGGGAUGCACUGGACCUGUUCUGAGGGCCUGUGGCAUCAAGUGGGAUCUGCGCAAGCAGCAGCCCUACGAUGCCUACGGGGAAUUGGACUUUGAUGUGAUUGUGGGCUCCAAUGGAGACUGCUACGAUCGGUAUCUAGUAAGGAUUCGGGAGAUGCGCGAGUCCAUCAACAUCAUUGAGCAAUGCAUCCAGUCCAUGCCGCCGGGCGAGAUCAAGGUGGAUGACAUGAAGAUCAGUCCACCGCAGCGGCGCAGCAUGAAGAUGGGCAUGGAAGAGCUGAUCCACCAUUUCAAGCACUUCUCGCAGGGCAUCCAUGUGCCACCAGGGCAGACAUACACGGCUGUGGAGUCACCUAAGGGAGAGUUUGGGGUGUAUCUCAUCUCUGAUGGCUCAACGCGUCCAUAUCGCUGCAAGAUUCGCCCAGCCUCCUAUGCUCAUUUGGCUCUGAUGUCCAAGAUUGCGCCCACACACUUUCUGGCCGAUGUGGUGGCCAUCAUUGGGUCACUGGACAUUGUCUUUGGCGAGAUUGAUCGUUGAAUUUAUAAUAAUUUAUAGGAUUUAUAGGCAUUUCAGAUGGGUUUAACAUUAAAGGCACAAAUUUAAGGA
Messenger RNA from Drosophila kikkawai, 1725 nucleotides. It is a transcript of the gene ND-49L, whose product is annotated as NADH dehydrogenase (ubiquinone) 49 kDa subunit-like. The record is from RefSeq and is a predicted model, not a curated record. Gene Ontology annotation, molecular function: NAD binding; oxidoreductase activity, acting on NAD(P)H; quinone binding. Lineage: Eukaryota; Metazoa; Arthropoda; Insecta; Diptera; Drosophilidae. Gene Ontology annotation, biological process: mitochondrial electron transport, NADH to ubiquinone.